Molecule: messenger RNA, 3383 nt
Organism: Menidia menidia (Atlantic silverside)
Lineage: Eukaryota; Metazoa; Chordata; Actinopteri; Atheriniformes; Atherinopsidae
Source: the annotation of a GenBank genome assembly
UCCCUCCCUCUCCGUUAUCCCCCCUCACUCCUCCCUCUGUCUGCCUCCCUCAGUCCCCUCUCCAGCCGGUCCGACCUGCGCCUCUGUCCGGCCAUACGCCCACACAGACCCCGCCGACUCCACACGAGAGAGGGGGGGAAAUUAGCUCGUACACGACGAGGAGACAGAUAAGCCUGAACGUUAGCCGGAGAAAAGCCGCGCGAGGCCCUGCAGCAUCACACUAUCCCUCCCGUCUGUCGCUGCCUUCUCGAUUAUCAUAAGUCUAUCAAUCAACCGUGGGGGGGGGGAAAUUCACUUUAAAGUCCAUGGAAACAUGUAAAAAUCAGUCCGGAUCUGGACUAACUGCGCCCUUCUGAGCAUAACCAGCGGGCUGGACUCACAACGGGACCGUUAGGUUUCUCGCUGGUUGAGAACAACGCGGACUACGCUGGAGAAGAAGACAUAUACUGAGUUUCCUAGGUUGAAACGCCGCGUUUUAAGCUUUGUUACGAGAGAAAACACCAAAGAUGCUGUCGGAGCUGGGACAGUGGUUCUGGCAGGAGCGGCUGUGGUUUCCGGAGGGUCUGGGCUGGGCUGACCUGGAGGACCGGGAUGGACGAGUAUACGCCAAAGCCCAGGAUUUAUGGGUGGCGCUUCCCAUUGCCCUGGUAUUCCUCAUUAUCCGUCAGAUAUUUGAAAGGACGGUGGCUACCCCCCUGGCCUCACUUCUUGGGGUGAAAGACACAGUGCGGCUCAAGGUCCCACACAACCCCACACUGGAGUCCUACUACUGUAACAUCACCAAAAACCCCUCCCAGUCUUCAGUAGCGAGUCUUUGCAAGCAGACAGGCCACUCGGAAAGACAAGUGCAGCGAUGGUUCAGAAGACGGAGGAACCAGGAUAGACCCAGCUUGCUCAAAAAGUUUCGAGAGGCCAGUUGGAGAUUUACCUUUUACCUUCUUGCUUUCAUUGCUGGCCUGGCCGCCCUCAUCGAUAAACCUUGGCUGUACGACCUGAAGGAGAUGUGGCAGGGCUUUCCAGUGCUGACUCUCCUUCCGUCUCAAUAUUGGUACUACAUGAUCGAGCUGGGCUUCUACGGCUCUCUGCUCUUCAGUGUGGCUUCAGAUGUUAAACGCAAAGACUUCAAGGAGCAGAUAGUUCACCAUGUUGCGACAAUCCUCCUCAUCAGUUUCUCCUGGUGUGUGAACUACAUUCGUGCUGGAACUCUCAUCAUGCUGGUGCACGACUCCUCUGAUUACUUCCUAGAGUCUGCAAAGAUGUUCAACUAUGCUGGGUGGCGAAAUGCCUGUAACUACAUCUUCAUCGUAUUUGCUGCAGUCUUCAUUAUCACACGCCUCAUUAUCUUCCCCUUUUGGAUUAUUUACUGUACCUGGGUAUACCCGGUGACUAUCUACGAACCCUUCUUUGGCUACUACUUCUUCAAUGGACUGCUGAUGAUUCUGCAGUGUCUUCAUAUCUUUUGGGCCGUUCUCAUCAUUCGCAUUGCAGUCCGCUUCCUUACCAACAAUGAAAAAGUGGACGAUGACAGAAGUGACAAAGAUGAAACAGAUGAAUCAGAGGAGGAGGAAGAGGAGGCAAAGGAUAAAAACCAUGUGAAGAAAAAUGGACCUGUGCAGAACGGUCAUACAGUCUACAACAACAACCACAGGAAGAAGGACUGAAAGCAAAUUCAUGUCUGGAUGAAUGAAAGUGAAAGGACUCACAUCCCUCAGAGGAAGAGAUGAGAAGCAGGGAUGAAAUAUGAAAGAAAGAAGAAGGGAUACAGACGGAGGGGGGGGGAGGGGCGAUUAUUCCCUAAAACUAAGAAAAGUGAGCAGGAAAUUUGACUACACAAACACACACUUAAUCAGUCGUACUUUUAGAGGGCACAGAUAUCCAUCAGAUGAUAGACACUACACUCAGUGACACGGCUGUCAUCAGAGAAACUGUAUCAUAGACUUUGUUUGUUAGUCCUACAAACCUUCCGUGAGACAGGGGAGAACAUGGAGAGGAGCAACGUGUGAAGGAGAAACAGGGGAGUGGGGCGGGGCAACGCUGCCUUUACUUUAGCUUUCAUGCUUUAACUGUGUGCCUUAGAGCCAGCUGAUGGGUGGCUGCUGAAAAGCCAUUUGGAAGCUUUCUGCUUUGAAAGUGUGCUGCUUUAUUCUGUUUUUCUGUUUUUAAAGAAAGAACAAAACAAAGUUAAAAAAAAGAGUUUUAUGAAGGUCAGACAAUGGGCAUUGAUUUCCCUCUUUUUAUGUCUAUGCACCUACGUAACUGUUCAGCGAUUGCGAUGUCUUUGCACAAACAUUUGAAGUAAUAUCUGGCAGUAGGACUGCCUGUCUUUGCUCUCCAGUGCAGCUGGGUCCAUUUACGAAGUGUUCUGGGUUCAGUCUGACAAGAAAUCUCAUUUCUGUUCAGUCUUAAUCUUUGCUGAGGUUUAUUUAGUACAAUUUCUGCCUCCAGUAGUGUUGUUUUCUGUGGAAAAGGUGCGGCUCUUGACUCCUUUCUGCCAGAGCUAAGUUUAGCGCACAUAAAGGGGCACUCAGCUCAGCCUAUGGUUGAGAAAUCACAGCUGAAAGUCACUCAAGCUUAAAACACCACAUUGAUGAUGCCACCCACUGAAAGGUGAUUCGUUGCAAAAUUGGGUUUCUUUCUUGACAUACAGGAAUUUUGCAAAGAAUAAAAACAGUCCAGAUUUCUUCAGUUCACUGCCUAAUAGCUGAGGUUAUAUUUGUUUACCCAGCUAAGAAAUUUUAGUGUUGAUAAAAAUUGAUGUUUUUAAGUAUGAUUCAAUGUGAGAAAUGCGUUUACAGGUAUUGUCUUUGAUCUUUUAUGAAAUGAAUCUCGCGAUCUAGUUUUGAUUCGCUGAUAAAAAUUACAGCUGUUUCAGUGUUCUUGUCAUGCUUUGUAUGUAUUUGUAUUCCAGUGCCUUAUCUGUAACGAACGGGGAGCUCUCUGUCUUCAUGUCCUCUCCUUUUCUUCCCGGUUUCCCACUCACAUCACUUCAUAGGCCCUCAGCUCUUAGGACACAAAAAUACUCUCUCCUCAUUGAUUCAUUCAACCCUUGCCUCUCUUCUUUCAGAUCAACCUUCCUUUCAAACUCACUCUCAUUCCACCACCACAUUCUCAUUACUUACCCCGACCAACCAGCAGUGUUCUUCCCCACUGAUACAAAAGAAACCGCUGUGUCUCAAUUGCAGUGUUACAUUUUUACUGUUAUUUUGUUUUAUUUUAAUGAUGCCUAAGUAUUGUUAUUAAUGAUAAAAGAAAAUCAUAAAUCACAACCAAAACACUGUUGAAGCUGUUGUUUUUGGUGAUGUGUUCUGUAUGCAAAGAUACAACUCACAAUCACAGACAAUUACAGAUGUGCUGACAUAUCGGCACAUCUGUGAUCCAUCUUA